Pteronotus mesoamericanus is the source of this 3321-nucleotide messenger RNA. It is a transcript of the gene AOPEP, whose product is annotated as aminopeptidase O (putative). Gene Ontology annotation, molecular function: metalloaminopeptidase activity; zinc ion binding. Bases 207 to 2663 code for a protein of 818 amino acids. The record is from RefSeq and is a predicted model, not a curated record. The transcript has 17 exons. Lineage: Eukaryota; Metazoa; Chordata; Mammalia; Chiroptera; Mormoopidae. Gene Ontology annotation, cellular component: nucleolus.
GUAGUAACCCUGAGUCUGCGGAAGUGGAGACCUUGGGGCAGACAGCUGAGACAGGAGACGAAAGUUGUGGAACCAUAAUUCGUGACAUCAAAGGUUUUGGUUUUUGUUUUGUUUUGUUUUUGUAGACAGUCAUUAUGAGUCCAAGUGAUAAAGGCAGAUAGAAAGGCCCUUCUGAGAUUUUAACAAAGCUCUCAACGACCUACACCAUGGACAUAAAGCUGGACCCUUCUCAAGAUGACUUGCCUCUCAUGGCCAACACCAGCCACAUACUUGUGAAGCACUAUGUACUGGACCUAGAUGUGGAUUUCAAAAGUCAAAUCAUUGAGGGCACUUUAGUGCUUUUCUUUCAGGCUGGAAACAGAUACAGGAAAAAGAGUGGUUCCACUGAGGAAACCUGCCCGUCAGAGUCGAAUGAAGUCUGCAAAUUUAGGAUGCCAGAACCCUGCCAUGUUCCUGUGACAAAUACAAGGACCUUCUCAUCUAAAAUGAGAUGCAAUGAUUUUGCAAUCUGUGGUAAAGGUGAAAAAGAGGCUUCCGGUAAAGAUGGUAACCAUGACAACGGGGAACAGGCUUCUGGGAUUUCUAGCUCAAAGUACUGCUAUGACACAGGGAAUCAUGGGAGUGAGGAUUUUUUGCUAGUGUUGGACUGCUGUGAUUUAUCUGUGUUAAAGGUUGAGGAGGUGGAUGUUGCUGCUGUGCCAGGUAUUGAAAAAUUUACAAGGUCUCCUAAGCUCAGGGUUGUUUCUGAGCUCAGGAAUCAGAUUGUGCAUGAACUUGUGACUCUGCCUGCACAUCGUUGGAGGGAGCAGUUAGACUAUUAUGCUCGCUGCAGCCAGGCUCCUGGCUGUGGGGAACUCCUGUUUGACACUGACAGUUGGAGCUUACAGAUCAGGAAGACAGGGGCUCAGACAGCUACUGACUUUCCUCACGCCAUAAGGAUACGGUACAGAACCAAACCCCAGGGGCGAUCAAUUACAUGGACCUCAGACCAGAGUGGCAGGCCAUGUGUUUAUACUAUGGGAUCUCCCAUAAACAACAGGGCCCUUUUUCCAUGCCAGGAGCCACCCGUUGCCAUGUCAACAUGGCAGGCCACAGUCCGAGCAGCUGCGUCUUUUGUUGUUUUAAUGAGUGGAGAAAAUUCUGCCAAGCCAACACAGCUUCAGGAAGGGUGCUUAAGCUGGCAUUACUAUGUAACCAUGCCAAUGCCGGCCUCUACCAUUACAAUUGCAGUGGGAUCCUGGACCGAAGUGAAGCCAGAGACCUGCUCAUUGAAUGAUCUGGCAGCAGAGAGAUCCUUCUCACCUUCCGAGGCUGACUUCAGGUAUGCGGGCAUUUGUGGCCAUGUGGAAUACCCCUGCCGCUUCCAGAAUACUUCUGCCACCACCCAGGAGAUCAUUCCUCAUCGGGUCUUUGCCCCAGUGUGCCUCAAAGGUGCCUGCCAAGAGACCCUCCUGCAGCUGCUCUCUCCUUGCCUCUCAGCAGCACACUCUGUCCUGGGAACACAUCCCUUCUCCAGGCUGGAUGUACUCAUCGUUCCUGCCAACUUUCCAAGUCUGGGGAUGGCCAGCCCACACAUUGUCUUCCUCUCUCAGAGCACCUUGACUGGAGGGAGCCAUCUUUGUGGGAUCCGUCUCUGCCAUGAAAUUGCUCACUCCUGGUUUGGCCUAGCCAUCGGGGCCCGUGAUUGGACGGAAGAGUGGCUGAGUGAAGGGUUUGCCACUCACCUGGAAGAUGUAUUCUGGGCGAAAGCACAGAAGCAGCUGGCCCCCACUGAGGCCCAGGAACAGCAGGAGCUGCGGGCCUGCCUGCGCCGGCGUCGCCUUCAAGACGAGUUGCGGAACUCCCCAGAGGAGAUGCAGGUGUUGAGACCCAAUAAAGAGAAAACCGGCCAUGUGAGUGACUCAGGAUCAUCUGUCAUCAAACAUGGGCUCAACCCAGAGAAGAUCUUCAUGCAGGUUCAUUAUUUAAAGGGCUAUUUCCUUCUCCGGUUCCUUGCCAGAAGACUUGGAGAUGACACCUAUUUUUCAUUUUUAAGAAAAUUUGUGCAUACAUGUCAUGGGCAGUUGAUUCUUUCUCAGGAUUUCCUUCAAAUGCUGUUGGAGAACAUCCCAGAAGAAAAAAGGCUUGAUCUGUCUGUUGAAAACAUCUUCCGAGACUGGCUUGAGAGUUCUGGGCUACCGCAGCGGCUGCAGACAGAGCUCCAGGCCGGGGCGGAGUGCGGGCUUGUGCGGCAAGUGGACGCAGAGGUCGCGAAAUGGAAUAGACUGAACCGGAGACCCCGAAAACGGAAACGAAGAGGGACCGAAGUGUUUGAAAAGCUUCUUCCAGACCAGCUGGUCUUGCUUCUGGAGCAUCUCUUGGAGCAGAAGGCCUUGAACCCCAGAACUCUGCAGAGCCUCGAAAGGACAUACCACCUCUCCCAGCAGGAUGCAGAGGUUCGCCAUCGGUGGUGCGAACUCGUUGUUAAGCACAAAUACACAAAAGCAUACAAACAUGUGGAGAAAUUCCUUCAAGAGGAUCAGGCCAUGGGCAUCUACCUCUACGGGGAGCUGAUGGUGCAUGAGGAUGCCAGGCAGCAGCUGCUUGCCCAUACCUGCUUCGAGCUGACCAGGGAACAGAUGGACAGGUGCUCAGCUCAGGUGGUGGCUGAGAUGCUAUUUUAAAGAGGAAAGAUCACAGCAAGAUUCUUUCUCAUAAUCUCCCCAUAGCCCUGGUGGGACCAGGAUCGCGCUGACCCUGGACAUCAAAGGAAGGAUUACAGGGCUGCUUGGAGCCAUCAGCCGACAUCAGCGUCCAUGCCUUGGUGCUUCUCUUUGCAGAGGCCGCUCUCAGCAGAACACGUGAGGGCACAUCCUCAUAAACGGUCUCCAUGGCCAUGGGGCCUUGUCCCCCACCCUGAGUGGGCCCCCCUCAACAUGCUGAACCUUCAGUGGGUCUGAAUUGAAGGCAGUACUUUUCACAGAAAUGGUGAAGGAUAUCCGUGCCAUGUUAGAAAACCUGCUAAAUGUUUUGUGUCAGCCCUCUAAGCAUAUAGCUACCUUGGAUAUCUCUAUGAUCCAGAAAAUCACAGAGCUGCUUUACUGGGACUGGUGAACACUGUUUGAUGGUCUUCUCUGGCUCAUUUCAGAGAGAUUUUGCAGAAUUACUUUGAUUCCAUUAUUUAGAUUCCACCCCCCUCCCCCCGCCAACCCAGAUUUUAGUACCUUUUGGUAAAUGUACAGGGUAAGAAUCUAAGAUACAUUAAUAAUAAAAUGUAAUGGAGUAACAUUUUUGUAUGCCUGUUUGCGUCUGAAUUUAAUAUUGUCUUAAAAAGGGAGUUUA